UGUUCACACCCAUGCAAGAAAUCCGCCAUUGUUAGGGCUAUAAGAGUCAAAUUUCACCAGUUGUUUCUAAUCCCAAAACCAGGUUCUGAUUACCGCCAGUUUAUUCUCAAUCUUAGGGGCGGCCACCCAACCCCUCGAAGCAGAUUUCUCUCUUUCUUCGAUUUUCUCUUUAUUUUAUCCACUUUUUUCUUUCUCCCCCCAGAAUGAAUAGUCAUUCUAUCGAAGCAAUUCCUCCUGUUCCAAAUGGCCCCUGGUUUUCCUUUCUUUCUCCUCUCUUCUUGUUUCUAUAUAAUAAUUUCUUAUUCCACUUCCUUCUUCUGUUCCCACAUCCUCAUCUUCUUCUUCUUUCUGACUUGUUACCUUUUCCUAAGUUAUUGUUACUUGUUUGUCUCUGAUUUCUCUUUUUUCAACGAACCCCAUUUCCAUUUCUCUUCAAUUUUUGAUUCUUCUGCUUUAUAAAGAGCGACCCAGAUCGCUAUUCUGCAUCCUUCGAUGUUUUUCGUAUCUGGGUUUUUGAUUUUGGGUUGAAUCGUUCUGUUUUGAGGUUAAUUUUUUUGAGUUCUGAUGACGAUGGAAAGGAGAGCGGUGAAUCGAGGGAGUAAGAGAAUUGGGCAUGUGAAGAAGGUUCGAUAUGUUAAAAGGGAUAUUAAGAGGAGGAAAUGUAGAAAGAUCAAACGGUCUGUUCCAGUAGUUCCUAUGGCGCUUCAGGAACUGUUUGUUUCUUGCAGGGAAGUCUUUAAAGGCCCUGGAACUGUUCCACUGCCUUGUGAUGUUGAAAAGCUCUGCUGCAUUCUUGAUAAUAUGAAGGCAGAAGAUGUUGGACUUAGUAGUAAUUUGCAGUUUUUCAAGCCCAAUGUUCCAGUCAAAGGAUCCCCUAGAGUAACAUACACAACCAUAUACAAGUGCAACAAUUUCUCGUUGUGCAUCUUCUUCCUCCCAGCAACUGGUGUAAUCCCUCUACACAACCAUCCAGGAAUGACGGUUUUCAGUAAGCUUCUGUUGGGGAAAAUGCACAUAAAAUCUUAUGAUUGGGUUGAUCUAACCAACAGUGAUGAUCCUGCCCAACCUUGUGAAAAGAGAUUGGCAAAGCUGAAAGCCGAUGCUGUCUUCACUUCACCCUGCAGUACCUCUGUUUUGUACCCAACAUCAGGAGGCAACAUCCACUCAUUCACUGCUAUAACACCAUGUGCGGUGCUUGAUGUGAUUGGACCACCUUAUUCCAUGGAGGACGGCCGAGAUUGUUCUUAUUAUAAGGAACAUCCCUAUGCCUCUUUUACAAAUGGUGAAAUGGAACUGGGAGAAGAAGAGGGUGAGGGUUAUGGAUGGUUAGAAGAGAUUGAGGUGCCAGAAAACUCUCAAAUGGAUGGAAUAGAAUACUUAGGCCCUCAGAUUGCUGACAUUUAAGCCUAGUUUUGUUUUGUUUAGUUUGCCUCACAUUCGUUGCCUCCACUUCAUAAUCACCUUCUCCUUCUUUAUUUCUUUCUUCUUUUUCAUUACAUUUUAUUUUUUUGGGUUAAUUUUUUUUUUAAUCUUUUGACUGUAGAGAGUGCCUCCAAAAGCCAACUUCUUUUGGUUGUUGUAUAUAAAAAUGGUACAAAGUUGUAACUUUCAAGUCUUCUCCUUUUCCCCCCUCCCAUGGAUGUUUGUUGAAUUUUUCUUGUUUCAAGAAUGAAAGAGUUUCUUCUUGUUCUAUUUAA
Molecule: messenger RNA, 1697 nt
Organism: Benincasa hispida (wax gourd)
Lineage: Eukaryota; Viridiplantae; Streptophyta; Magnoliopsida; Cucurbitales; Cucurbitaceae
Product: plant cysteine oxidase 2-like
Molecular function (GO): oxidoreductase activity, acting on single donors with incorporation of molecular oxygen, incorporation of two atoms of oxygen
Source: RefSeq, a predicted model, not a curated record